AUGGCAUCUAACAAACGGCAACAGUGGAAUGAGGAGGACAUGCGACGGGCUAUUAUUAACACAACAUUGCGAAGACGCUUAGAGAAACAAGACAGCUCCAAGGGUUAUUUAGGAGGGAGAAAGGCCACUUUCUCCAAAGCCAUAGAAAACGAGAUUGCAGGUCAUAUAAUCGAAAUGGAGAUAAGAUUUUUUGGACUAACUUCCAAAGAUUUACGGCGGAUGGUAUUUGAAGUAGCCGAAAAAAAUAAAAUAAAACAUUGUUUCAAUCGGGAAGUUAAACUGGCAGGUUGGAAGUGGGUUAGGGGAUUCCUAAAACGCAAUCCACAAAUAUCUUUGAGAAGCCCAGAAAGUACGUCAUUAGCUAGAGCCCAGGCAUUUAACAAACCUAAUAUAGAAGCCUAUUUUAACGCACUAUCCAAUAUUCUGGAGCAGUACAACUUUUUGCCCGAAAAUAUAUACAAUAUGGAUGAAUCAGGUCGGAAGCAAGUGGGUGCUCUUAGUAGUGCCGAGCGUGGACAGCAUGUAACUGUAGUAUGCGCAAUGAAUGCCAUAGGAACUUACGUCCCUCCUGCUCUUAAUUAUCCUCGUCAAAGGAUGAAUGAGGAACUAAUGAACGGUGCUCCCGCUGGUAGCAUAGCUUUUACGCAAGAAAAAGGUUGGAUGACCAGUGAAAUUUUUUGUAAAUGGCUAAAGCAUUUCGUAAGAUAUACGAAAGCGUCUAAUGAGAAUAAAACUCUUUUACUUCUUGAUGGUCACAGUAGUCAUAAAAGUCUUGAAUCUCUACAAAUUGCAAAAGAAAAUGGUGUUAUUGUGUUUUGUUUUCCUGCACACUGUUCUCAUCACGUUCAACCUUUGGAUGUUGGAUUUUUUCGUCCACUUCAUACCUACUUUGAUCAAGAAAUCCAGUUAUGGCUGCGUCAAAACCCGGGAAAAGCAUGCAGUCCCAUCAAAUGCGUAAAUUCGUUCAAGAAGACGGGCAUCCAUCCUUUUAACCCCCAUGUUUUUGAGGACUGGCAGUUUGCACCAGCUCUAGCAACAGAUAAGCAGAUUUCCGAAACUCGAGGCGAUAUCAACGAAAACCAAAUGGAAUUAGACAUUCAAGACCAACCAAGUACAUCUGGUCAUAACUUGUCUUCAUCAUCAGUUCUCCACAUCUCGGUAAAAGAAAUUUUGCCCCCACCACAAGCAAUAGCCAUUGGUGCUGAUAAAGGAAGCAAGAGAAGGCGUGGAAAAACUGGCCAUUUAAAUUCAACUCCAGAAAUUUCUGAACUUAAAGAUAAAGUAAUUGAGAAGAAAUAA
Molecule: messenger RNA, 1299 nt
Organism: Sitophilus oryzae (rice weevil)
Lineage: Eukaryota; Metazoa; Arthropoda; Insecta; Coleoptera; Curculionidae
Exons: 4
Coding region: 1-1299 (432 amino acids)
Cellular component (GO): nucleus
Molecular function (GO): DNA binding
Source: RefSeq, a predicted model, not a curated record